Molecule: messenger RNA, 4335 nt
Organism: Helianthus annuus (common sunflower)
Lineage: Eukaryota; Viridiplantae; Streptophyta; Magnoliopsida; Asterales; Asteraceae
Product: translocase of chloroplast 159, chloroplastic
Exons: 1
Coding region: 232-4116 (1294 amino acids)
Biological process (GO): protein targeting to chloroplast
Cellular component (GO): chloroplast outer membrane
Molecular function (GO): GTPase activity; GTP binding
Source: RefSeq, a predicted model, not a curated record
GCAAAUCCGUCAAAUCAAACCUAAGCCCAGCAAGAAAGAAAAGCCCCAAACCCAAAACAAAUACCUGCACACACACACAGCGGCUACAAACAUUUUCAUCCCCUUCAACAAAAACCUUAUCUCGCUCAUAUCUAUACUCUUAUCCUUCAAUUUUCCUCAUAAACAUAAACCCUAAUUCUCCAAUUUCCUCUUUUUAUCCUUUCAAUUGCUUUUGUAAACCUUUCAGAAUUCAUGGACUCCAAGGCAGACACGUCUCUCACAGGUUCUAAUUCUGUUUCUUCUGAUAAAACUGAGACUGAAACUGCUGUUAAUGAUACCAAUGGUGCUGUUAAUUCCGUUAAAACGGUUGAUAAUAAUGAUAACAGUAUUAAGGAUAGUGGUAGUAGUUUGAAUGUUGUUGUGGAUACUGAUGAUGAAACCGAGGGUUUUGCUAGUGGUGAAGAAGAGGCUUUUGAGACGGCUAAUGAGAAUUUAGUGGUAGGUACAGAAACCCUAGCGAAUGGAGAGGAAGGUGAGAUGUUUUUAGAGCCUUCUGAGUUUGUUGUGGCUAAGGCUGAUGAUGAUGAAAAUGAUAAGGUAGGGUUUGUUGAGAAGAAAUCGGAACCGAAUUCGAGUGAGAAUGAGAUUGAGGUGGUGAAAGGUGAUAAGGUUAGUGAAAAGGAGGAUGAUUUGGUUGAUGAAACCGAAUCGGAGGGUGUAACGAGUGAGGUGGUUGUGGCUAAUGGUGUAAAGGCUACUGUGGAAGGGGAUUCGAUUGUGGAUGAGAUUAAAGUUGACGCUCCUGCACCGGGUGUGGCAGUGGUUACGAACACGGAAGAGGUAGAUUCUGAUGAGGAUGUGUUGUUAGUUGGUGGCUCUGAUGAAAAUGAAAGUAAACCUGUUGUUGAAAAUGAUGUGAAUGUUACUUCUGAAGGUGAGUCUGUUGUGGAUGAUGCGGUGGUUAGUAAGAUUGAUAAGGAAACGCCCGAGUUAGAAUCGGUUGAUGCAAAAGAUGUGAAGGUGACUCCUGAAGAUGAUUCGGUUGUGGAAGGUAUAGAUGUUGAUUUGCCGAUACCAGGAGUGGCGGGAGUGGCAGUGGUUACUAAGGUCGAAGAUGAAACGCCUGAGGUAGAAUCUGUUGAUGUGGAAGAUGUUGAAGAUGUAAAGGUGACUACUGAAGGUGAUUCUGUUGUGGAAAAGGUGGAUGUUGAUUUGCCGUUACCAGGAGUGGCUGGGGUGGCGGUGGUUACAAAGGCGGAAGAAGAUGGUGUUGUGGCGGAAACUGAUGAGUCUGGUUUGUCGGUUAGUUCUGUUUUGGAAGAAGUGGUGGAUAAGGAGGUGGUUGGAGUAACUGAUAGCAAGUUUUCACCUUUGGAUGUUGAGGAUGUAGAGAAGGAGGUUGACUAUGUGGGUCAUGAAAACGAGCCAGUGGUGGUCAAGACUGCUUUGAAUGACGUAGAAAAUGUUUCUGUAGAGGGAGAUGUAGCUCAGUCAACAGAAGUUUUGACCAAAGCUAUACCUGAGGAUGCAGAUAAUGGUUUAGAAAACGGGGCAGCUGACAAAUUCGUUUUAGAAGAUUCUGCAGAAAAAGAUGAUGCUGAUGAACAGGGCUACAUGGAUGACUCUCAUUCUGACGAAGAGGAUACAGAUGAGGUUAUACAGAUGAGUUCUCAAGAUCGUUCACAAAUGGACGGUCAGAUCGUCACGGAUUCGGAUGAAGACGAGGAUGAAGAAGACGGGAAAGAGCUUUUUGAUUCAGCCGCUUUAGCCGCCCUUCUGAAAGCAGCGGCUGAUGGCAGUUCAGAAGGUGGCAACAUUACAUUCUCAUCAGAAGAUGGUUCACGACUUUUCACAGUCGAACGCCCUGCAGGGUUAGGGUCUUCACUUCAAGCCAUGAGAGCCGCCCCGAGACCACCGCGUGCCAACAUUUUUAACCCUUCAAGUUUAACGAGUGCCGGUGAAACCGAACCCAUUUUAAGCGAAGAAGAAAAGAAGAAACUGGAGAAAUUACAAGCCAUCAGGGUGAAGUUUUUACGACUUGUUCAAAGAUUAGGGCUUUCACCAGACGAAUCAGUAGCUGCACAGGUUCUUUACAGGCUGGCACUUAUUGCGGGCCGACAAACGGGUCAAUCUUUUAGUCUUGAUGCUGCGAAACGUAAAGCUAUGGAGCUUGAAGCUGAUGGAGAUACUGAUCUCGACUUCUCUGUCAAUAUUUUAGUCAUUGGUAAAGCUGGGGUCGGUAAAAGUGCUACGAUAAACUCCAUUUUUGGUGAAGAAAAAACCCCAGUCGGUGCGUUUCAAACUGCCACUGGUUCGGUGAAGGAGAUAACCGGUGUGGUGGGUGGAGUUACGGUUCGGGUUUUUGACACACCCGGGCUUCGGACCUCUGUCAUGGAACAAGCGUUUAACAGGAGUGUGUUAUCAUCCGCGAAAAAGUUCACGAAGAAAAACCCGCCAGAUAUUGUUCUUUAUGUAGACCGUUUGGAUGCGCAGACCCGAGAUCUUAACGAUAUUCCGUUACUGAAAACCAUUACCAGCUCACUGGGUUCUGCCAUCUGGCGAAAUGCGAUUGUUACCUUUACGCAUGGCGCGUCGGCCCCACCCGAGGGGUCAAAUGGGACCCCUUUGAGUUAUGAUAUGUUUGUGACUCAGCGGUCACAUGUGGUUCAACAAGCCAUUGGUCAAGCGGUUGGUGAUUUGAGAAUGAUGAGCCCGGGUUUGAUGAACCCGGUUUCUUUAGUUGAAAACCAUCAUUCUUGCCGUAAGAAUCGUGAAGGUCAAAAGGUGCUUCCAAAUGGUCAAACCUGGCGGCCGCAGCUGCUUAUGUUAUGUUACUCGAUGAAGAUUUUAUCAGAAGCGAAUUCUUUGACUAAACCACAAGACCCGUUUGACAGCCGGAAGCUUUUUGGGUUCCGUAUGCGGUCUCCGCCACUGCCGUACAUGUUGUCUUCGAUGUUACAGUCUCGGGCUCACCCAAAGCUAGCGACAGAUCAGGGCGGUGAUGCGGGUGAUUCAGAUAUUGACCUGGCGGAGUUGACCGAUUCUGACCGUGAAGAUGAUGAAGACGAGUAUGACCAGCUCCCCCCGUUUAAACCAUUGAAACGAUCCCAACUAGCUAAGCUUAGUAACGAGCAGAAAAAAGCUUACUUCGAUGAAUACGAUUAUCGGGUGAAGCUUUUACAGAAGAAACAAUGGAAAGAAGAGCUAAAAAGAAUGAAAGAACUCAAAAACAAAGGACCUGAUGGUUUGACCGGUCAAAACUACCAGGAAGAAGAAGGUGAAGGAGACGCACCAGCACCCGUGGCGGUCCCGUUACCCGACAUGGCGUUACCACCGUCUUUUGAUAGUGAUAACCCCGCGUACCGGUUCCGUUUCCUGGAGCCCACUUCACAGUUCAUGGCCCGGCCCGUUCUUGACACCCAUGGUUGGGACCAUGAUUGUGGUUAUGAUGGAGUCAAUGUGGAACAAACCCUAGCCAUCGCCAACCGUUUUCCGGCUGCAAUUACUGUUCAGGUUACUAAAGAUAAAAAAGACUUCAGCGUCAAUAUGGAUUCAUCAAUUUCCGCUAAACACGGGGAGAACAUGUCUACUAUGGCUGGUUUUGACAUUCAACCAAUCGGGAAACAGCUGGCUUACAUAGUUAGAGGCGAAACCAAGUUCAAGAAUCUGAAGAAGAACAAAACCGCUGCAGGGGCUUCGGUCACAUUUCUGGGAGAAAACGUUGUAACGGGGUUUAAACUCGAGGAUCAAAUUACACUUGGGAGACAAUACUCGAUCAUCGGGAGUGCAGGUACGGUUCGAUUCCAAUCCGAUUCAGCUUAUGGAGCCAACAUCGAGGUCCAACGGCGGGAGCUGGAUUACCCGAUCGGUCAAGUCCAGUCAACCAUCGGGGUAUCGAUCAUAAAAUGGAGGGGUGAUUUGGCGUUAGGGUUAAACAGUUUGGCUCAGUUUUCUGCUGGGAGGAACUCAAAAGUGACGGUUCGAGCCGGGAUUAACAAUAAAAUGAGUGGUCAGAUUACGGUGAAGACCAGCAGCUCGGAAUAUCUUUCACUUGCACUCGCAGCGGUUAUUCCUUCUGUUAUUUCGGCUUACAAGAAGUUGCGGUCCGGUGAUGGUGAUAAGUAUUCCCCGUAUUAAGGUUAGCAGGCUUUUAUGGUCGGGCUUGUUUGGUAUUUUUGAGAUUAUUGUUUCUUGUUUUAUCGAAUAAUAUGCUUAAUUUAUUUUAUCAGCAGUUGAAAACUUUUGUUUAAUUUUGGUCCAAUCAACAAUGUACUGAGAUGAAAUUAUGAGGGAAUACUAUCUUUGUGGUUGUUCUGCUGUUACUAUAUAAAGAGGGAAUGUUCUGCUGUUACUAUA